Molecule: messenger RNA, 1368 nt
Organism: Mollisia scopiformis
Lineage: Eukaryota; Fungi; Ascomycota; Leotiomycetes; Helotiales; Mollisiaceae
Product: 1-aminocyclopropane-1-carboxylate synthase
Exons: 7
Coding region: 1-1368 (455 amino acids)
Biological process (GO): amino acid metabolic process; biosynthetic process
Molecular function (GO): pyridoxal phosphate binding; transaminase activity
Source: RefSeq, a predicted model, not a curated record
AUGCUAUCCAAUCGUGGUGCAAAAAGUGUUGGGAGCCAAGAUAUUCCAUGGCGUUUUGCUCCUGGUGGUAACAAUCGGUAUGAUAAAGUCACAAACCCUACAGGUGUCAUCUCAUUUGGAACGGCAGAAAACGGUCUUGUUCAUGAGGAACUUGAAUAUUUCGUUUCCAAGAAUGUCCAAAUACCUGCUCUUGCCUUCUCCUAUCGCUUCAGCACCAUGGGCGGACCUCGAUUUCCUGGAGCCAUGGCGGCCCAUAUGAACGAGUAUUUCAAUCCACACUCUCCAGUAGAAUCUGAACAUAUCAUUACUGCCAGCGGACUCACAGCAAUCCACGAAUUGGUUGGGCGAAGUCUUGCGGAUCCUGGGGAUGGCAUUCUUGUAAGUCGGCCAAUAUACGGUCGCUUUGAACUGGAUUUCGGGAAUACUGCUAGCCUGAAUAUUGUAUACGCCGACUCAGAUGGUAUGGAUCCGUUCUCGCUAGACAUUGUCAUGCAGUACCAGAAAGCAUUUAAUCUGUCAGCUGCGAAGGGGGUGCAUGUCAAAGCAAUUUUGAUUGUCAACCCACAUAACCCUUCAGGCAGAUGCUACCCCGCGGAGACAUUGGCAGCUCUCAUGCAAUUCUGCCAACACAACUCCAUCCAUAUGAUCAGCGACGAAGUCUACGCCCUCUCAGUCUACGAUACAGGCUGCAAAGAAGCACACGUAUUCACAUCAGCUCUGUCUAUAGAUCCCACCGGAAUCAUAGACCCCGAAAGACUGCAUAUCUUCUACGGAAUGAGCAAGGACUUCGCAUCAGCAGGUCUCCGACUCGGCAGCUUGAUAAGUCGCAAUGCACUACUGAGAGAAGCAGUCGCUGCUAACAUGCGAUUUCACAAUCCAUCCGGUAUGUCCAUCGCUAUUGCGACGGCUAUACUGGAAGACCGAGCAUUCGUGAGGACUUUCAUCAGCCUGUGCCGAGAGAGACUUGCCGGUAGUCGUGCGUAUACAUGUCGAGUGUUAGACGAGGCGGGUAUCAAAUAUGCUCCGUCUGGCAAUGCGGGCUUCUUCCUUUACGUUGACUUAAGUCCGUGGCUCCCAGCGAAGACUUCAGAAGUAGGCGAUUCAGAGAGGGAGUUCUAUUUGGCACAGAAGUUGUUGAAUGGUGGUGUUGGGGUUCAUCCUGGAGAAGAGCAUGGUGAGAAAGCUGGCCACUUCCGGCUAGUGUUCAGCAGUUUCGACAGAGACACUUUGGCAGAAGGAUUGAGAAGAUUGUUGAGAAUUCUUGGGCCUGUCUCUAGUGUCGAAAGUGCUGUGAGUGGGGCACAGACUGAUGGAGUGGAGAUGAAUGGAACGAAAGCGAAUGGCGUGAAAAUCAACGGAUUUUAUUGA